AUGUAUAAGGGAGGAAUAGAAGAAGACGAGGUUGCAUUGGAGGUCUUUCUCGGAGCUGAAGCUCUUGUGAAGGACAGCGGCGUUGCGGGAGCCGAAAAGAUCGUGUUCAAGAAGUGCGAUGCUUAUGAGGGGCGAAACAUCGUGAAGAUGCAGGAGAAGGGAUUGAAAAAAUUUCCCAUGCUUUACGUUUCGAUCGAAGGGCAGGGGAUGGAGCGGUACACCAGGGAAAUGAUGCCUGAGAAGCUUUCCGAAUUUAUCCUGACAAAGCUGGAGGAGACGACUGAGGAGGACGUCUUUCCAUAUAGCGAGGACCUGAUCACAGACCAGUAUCCUGUCUUUGUCAAGUUCUAUGAGAAGUGGUGCUCUCGAUGCCUUGCAAUGAAGAAGGCUUUCGAGAAUGCUGCCACGAGGAUGUCCGGCCGAGUCAUUUUCAUGGAAGUGGAGUGCUCGUCGUCAGAUCUCGCGCAGGAGUUUUGCACUAAGCAUGACGUUGAUGGUUAUCCUACCCUGAAGCUCAUGGGCGGAAAGUUCACUCAGGCGAUCUUAUUCGAAAGAGAUCGCAACGUGCAGGGAUUCAUCGAGUUCCUUAACGAACACAUUCCUGAGAUUGUUGAUGAGGAGGAGAACAAUCUGGAGACUGAGAGUACAGACAGCGUUGAAAGUGGGUCAAUUGGGAAUGACAGACAAGAGUUAUGA
Molecule: messenger RNA, 696 nt
Organism: Guillardia theta CCMP2712
Lineage: Eukaryota; Cryptophyceae; Pyrenomonadales; Geminigeraceae
Exons: 7
Coding region: 1-696 (231 amino acids)
Biological process (GO): protein folding
Cellular component (GO): endoplasmic reticulum
Molecular function (GO): protein disulfide isomerase activity
Source: RefSeq, a predicted model, not a curated record